UAUAUAGAAAGGUACCCACUCCACUCUAGUGUUUGCACAUGGCUCUUCACUACUCUCUCAUUGUUUCUUUCACAUUCUGCAUUGUUUUCUGCUACUGUCAGUAUGGAUUCAGCUUGGAGAAACAAGCAGAGAAUGAUUUCAAGAAAUGGAUCUCAUGGAAUGUCCAGAAUCACAAGAGAUAUGUCAGUGUGAAACCGAGCUCUGUCUUUCUCCAUGGCCAAAGAUCUCUAGAUUCCAAGCUAGUGAAGGCAGAGGCAGCAAAGGUGAGAUACAUUGUGAGCCAGGAUGGUAAUGGUGACUUCAAGAGCAUUAGAGAAGCUAUAGACAGCAUUCAUUUGCAUAACACUAGAAGAGUCAUUCUUGACAUCAGACCAGGGAUGUACAGGGAGAAGAUUGUGAUUCCAAAGAGCAAGCCCUACAUCACCUUUGUUGGAAGCUCUGGUGAUCCACCAAUCAUUACCGGAAACGAUACUGCAGCUACAAGGGGCAGCAAUGGCAUGCCACUGAAGACCUUCCACAGUGCAACAGUUGCUGUCAAUGCAAACUACUUUGUAGCUGCCAACAUAAGAUUUGAAAAUACUGCUCCAUAUCCAGAGGUUGGAGAGAGGGGAGGACAAGCAGUGGCUCUCCGCAUCUCCGGCGACAAGGCCGCUUUCUAUAACUGCAGUUUCUAUCGUACUCAAGAUACUCUUUAUGACCACAAAGGCCUCCAUUACUUCAACAACUGCUUCAUCCAAGGCUCUCUUGAUUUCAUCUUUGGAAAUGGCAGAUCACUCUAUCAGGACUGCUACCUAAACUCAAUAGCAAAAAGAGUAGCAUCAGUGACUGCUCAGAAGGGGAACACAGCCACCAUGGACAGUGGCUUCUCCUUCACCAAGAGCACCAUUGCAGGCAGUGGCCUGGUCUACUUGGGCAGAGCCUGGGGAGACCAUUCAAGAGUUGUCUUCUCCUACACAUUCAUGGACAAUGUGGUCAUACCUCAAGGUUGGAACAAAUGGCACGUUCAAAGACCAGAAGAGAGUGGCAUAUAUUACGGUGAAUAUCAAUGCAGUGGUCCUGGGGCUAAUUGGACCGGAAGGGUUCAUUGGGCUCAUCUAUUGACUGACGAAGAGGCUCAACCUUUUCUUGGCACAUAUUAUGUAGAGGGAGAUUCAUGGCUCUUAUAUCCACCAUCAUAUAUUUUCUAAUUAUUAUUACCAUUUGUAUUCCGUAUUGUGUGCCAACAACUCUUUCUAUAAUAAUAAUAAAA
Messenger RNA from Dioscorea cayenensis subsp. rotundata (Guinea yam), 1249 nucleotides. RefSeq names its product probable pectinesterase 53. Lineage: Eukaryota; Viridiplantae; Streptophyta; Magnoliopsida; Dioscoreales; Dioscoreaceae. Gene Ontology annotation, biological process: cell wall modification. The record is from RefSeq and is a predicted model, not a curated record. Gene Ontology annotation, molecular function: pectinesterase activity.